This is a messenger RNA of Numida meleagris (helmeted guineafowl), 3330 nucleotides long. It is a transcript of the gene ATP2C2, whose product is annotated as ATPase secretory pathway Ca2+ transporting 2. The transcript is spliced from 27 exons. Gene Ontology annotation, biological process: intracellular calcium ion homeostasis; manganese ion transport; calcium ion transmembrane transport. The coding region runs from base 35 to 2935 and encodes 966 amino acids. Gene Ontology annotation, molecular function: ATP hydrolysis activity; ATP binding; P-type calcium transporter activity. Lineage: Eukaryota; Metazoa; Chordata; Aves; Galliformes; Numididae. Gene Ontology annotation, cellular component: plasma membrane; endoplasmic reticulum; Golgi membrane. The record is from RefSeq and is a predicted model, not a curated record.
UGGCACCGGGCUGCUCCCCACCGCCCCAGCAAAGAUGGUGGAAGGAGUGCUCGCCAAACUCUUCCCCAAACGAUCGUCCGCUCGCUUCACGCAGAAAUAUCAGCCCCUCGGGAGCGCCGAGCCGGAAGAGGAGAGCCAGGAGUGUGAGCUGAAAGUCGUUGAGCAGGAGAAGGAGGUGACGGUUCUGCUACCGAAAGACGCGUGUAAAUGCCAUAAAGAAGACUUGGCAAAAGCCUUAAAUGUUGAUUUACAAACUGGCCUCUCUGAGAUUUCCGUGCUACAGCGCAGGUUAAAACAUGGCUGGAAUGAAUUUUCAGUAGAUGCCACGGAGCCCAUAUGGAAGAAAUACCUGGACCAGUUUAAAAAUCCCCUCAUUCUCUUGCUGCUGGCUUCCGCUCUGGUAAGCGUCAUCACUAAGGAAUACGAGGACGCUGCGAGCAUCACCAUGGCCGUGCUCAUCGUGGUCACCGUGGCCUUCAUCCAGGAGUACCGCUCUGAGAAGUCUCUGGAAGAACUGAACAAGUUGGUCCCCCCUGAGUGCAACUGCCUGAGGGAAGGAAAACUGCAGCAUCUUCUAGCACGAGAGCUUGUGCCUGGAGAUAUCAUCUAUCUUUCUGUUGGCGAUAGGGUCCCCGCAGACCUCAGGCUGAUAGAGGUUACAGAUCUGCUGGUGGAUGAAUCCAGUUUUACAGGAGAAGCUGAGCCUUGCAACAAGACUGAUGGUGUGUUACUGGAAGCUGGAGACUUAACCACACUGAGCAAUGUUGUUUUCAUGGGGACCCUGGUGCGAUAUGGGAAGGGAAAAGGUGUAGUUAUCGGGACAGGUGAAAACUCACAGUUUGGAGAGGUGUUCAAAAUGAUGCAAGCUGAAGAGACUCCCAAAACACCUCUCCAAAAAAGCAUGGACAGACUGGGGAAGCAACUCACCCUUUUCUCCUUUGGCAUAAUUGGUUUAAUAAUGCUCAUUGGCUGGUUACAAGGGAAGCAUCUUCUCAGCAUGUUCACAAUUGGAGUUAGCCUGGCGGUGGCUGCCAUCCCAGAGGGCCUUCCCAUCGUGGUCACUGUGACACUGGUGCUGGGCGUACUUCGCAUGGCCAAGAAAAGAGUGAUCGUGAAGAAGCUGCCCAUCGUAGAAACCUUGGGUUGCUGCAAUGUCAUCUGCUCAGACAAGACGGGCACUCUGACCGCCAAUGAGAUGACAGUGACUCGGCUCGUGACCUCGGACGGCUUCCAGGCAGAGGUCAGUGGGGUGGGCUACAAUGGAGAAGGAAACGUUUAUCUUCUGCCAUCAAAGGAAAUUCUUAAAGAAUUUUCCAAUGUCUCAGUUGGGAAACUAGUGGAGGCUGGCUGCGUGGUCAAUAAUGCCAUUAUCAGGAAAAACACUGUGAUAGGACAGCCCACAGAAGGAGCUCUCCUCGCUCUUGCAAUGAAGAUGGAAUUAGCUGACAUAAAAGAUAUUUAUGCAAGAAAGAAGGAAAUUCCAUUUAGCUCUGAACAAAAGUGGAUGGCUGUGAAAUGCACGCUGAAAAAUCAGGAUCAGGAAGAUAUUUACUUCAUGAAAGGAGCAUUUGAAGAAGUUAUUCGAUAUUGCACGAUGUAUAACAGCGGUGGCAUCUCAUUAACGCUUACGCCUCAACAGAAAGCCUCCUACCAGCAGGAAGAGAAAAGAAUGGGCUCCUCAGGUCUACGGGUACUCGCGUUGGCCUCAGGUUCAGAACUUGGCAAACUAACAUUUUUGGGUCUGGUUGGAAUAAUUGAUCCCCCCAGGGCUGGAGUGAAAGAAGCCGUGCAAGUCCUUGUCGAGUCUGGCGUAUCAGUAAAGAUGAUAACUGGAGAUGCCCUGGAAACUGCUGUGGCUAUAGGACAGAGUAUUGGUCUCUGCAAUGGGAAACUGAAAGCCAUGUCUGGGGAAGAGCUGGACCAAGUGACAGAGUCAGAACUCUCAUCCACUGUCAAAAAUGUUUCCAUUUUCUUCAGAACAAGUCCAAAGCACAAACUAAAAAUCAUAAAGGCUUUGCAGAGAGCUGGUGCCAUCGUGUCAAUGACAGGAGAUGGUGUUAACGAUGCUGUGGCUCUUAAAUCUGCUGAUAUUGGGAUUGCAAUGGGGCAGGCGGGUACAGAUGUCAGCAAAGAGGCUGCCAACAUGAUCCUUGUGGACGAUGACUUCUCAACAGUAAUGAAUGCAAUAGAAGAGGGAAAAGGAAUAUUUUACAACAUUAAAAACUUUGUCCGGUUCCAGCUGAGCACGAGCAUUUCAGCUUUGAGCCUAAUUACUCUGUCAACAGUGCUCAACCUACCAAAUCCACUCAACGCUAUGCAGAUCUUAUGGAUCAACAUCAUCAUGGAUGGGCCCCCAGCCCAAAGCCUGGGAGUUGAACCUGUUGAUAGGGAUACAAUCAAACAGCCGCCCCGAUGUAUUACGGACACUAUACUCAGCAAAUCACUGAUCCUGAAAAUCUUCAUGUCAGCUCUAAUUAUCAUUAGUGGAACCCUCUUCGUCUUCUGGAAGGAGAAUCCCAAAGGUGGCAUAACCCCCCGCACCACAACGAUGACUUUCACAUGUUUUGUGUUUUUUGACCUCUUCAAUGCUCUGACGUGCCGCUCUCAGACAAAGCUGAUUCUGGAAAUAGGCUUUUUCCGAAACCGCAUGUUCUUGUACUCUGUGCUUGGGUCAUUUCUGGGACAGCUGGCUGUUAUCUAUGUCCCUCCGUUACAAAGGAUCUUCCAGACAGAGAACUUGGGAGUGCUAGCUAGGCCGUGCCUCUGUGCUGAUGCAGCAGAACAACUAUCUGCAGCAGGAAGGCCCUCAGCCCAGCACCAAACCCAGCCGCCCACUGUGUUCACCCACGCUCUGUUCCCUCUCAACAGACUUGCUCUUUCUCACGGGACUGGCUUCCUCAGUUUUCAUCGUGUCCGAGUUGGUCAAGCUCUGUGAGAAACGCUGCUGCCGCCAGCAGCACACCAAGGAAUGCUGGAACUGACGCACAAGAGUUGGGCAACUCAAACGCACCAGGCUCAUAACGAUGCACGUCUUGUCUGAAGAUAGCCAAGUGAAGCUGCACCGACAGCUCUUCCCACUGCAGCCCGUUCCUUCUGCACACUGCACGUAAGCGACGCGAGCUGUCAGCAGGCACCUCGGGAAUGGCUCCUGCUGUAAACCACGAGCAGGUAUAUUUCCUAACGUUGAGCUCUGCGUCGAGAAUGCUGGUAGCCCCCAAACGAAACGACGCAGUUUCACACCUGUACAGAAACAUCUAUCGUGCAUAAAUUGAAGUUUUAUUUAUUUAAAUCACAGUGAUUUUUAUUAAUAAAAUCUAUGUUUUAAAAUGA